Drosophila busckii is the source of this 801-nucleotide messenger RNA. It is a transcript of the gene RpL10, whose product is annotated as 60S ribosomal protein L10. The coding region runs from base 61 to 717 and encodes 218 amino acids. Gene Ontology annotation, biological process: translation; ribosomal large subunit assembly. The transcript has 5 exons. Gene Ontology annotation, cellular component: cytosolic large ribosomal subunit; ribosome. Gene Ontology annotation, molecular function: structural constituent of ribosome. The record is from RefSeq and is a predicted model, not a curated record. NCBI's taxonomy places the organism in Eukaryota, Metazoa, Arthropoda, Insecta, Diptera, Drosophilidae.
CACUAUUUCCGUGUGUCAAAUUUUCUCUUUUUAUUUUGAGCUCUUAGUAAGAGAUUCAAAAUGGGUCGUCGGCCAGCAAGAUGUUACCGCUAUUGUAAAAAUAAGCCGUACCCUAAAUCUCGUUUCUGUCGUGGUGUACCCGACCCUAAGAUUCGUAUAUUCGAUUUGGGCAGGAAGAAGGCAACUGUUGAGGACUUUCCUCUCUGUGUGCAUUUAGUUUCUGACGAAUAUGAGCAAUUGAGCAGCGAGGCUUUGGAAGCUGGACGUAUUUGCUGCAACAAGUACUUGGUCAAGUUUUGCGGAAAGGACCAGUUCCAUAUUAGAAUGCGUCUGCACCCGUUCCACGUCAUUCGUAUCAACAAAAUGUUGUCGUGCGCUGGAGCUGAUAGGCUUCAAACUGGAAUGAGAGGUGCUUUUGGCAAGCCCCAAGGUACGGUUGCUCGCGUGCGAAUUGGCCAGCCAAUCAUGUCUGUUCGUUCAAGCGAUCGCUACAAGGCACAAGUUGUUGAGGCUCUGCGUCGUGCCAAGUUUAAGUUUCCAGGUCGCCAGAAGAUCUACGUUUCUAAGAAGUGGGGCUUCACCAAGUAUGACCGCGAGCGCUAUGAGGAGUUGCGCGAUGACAACCGUCUGGAACAGGAUGGUUGCAACGUUAAGUACCGUCCCGAGCAUGGUCCAAUGGCUGCUUGGGAAAAGGCGCAGCGUGAACUUUAUGCUUAAAGUUCAAUAAAUUCCUCACAUCUCUGAAUUAAAUGCUAAUUGCAAUUGUUUUAUUCAAUUUAAGGCAUUGCAGACUAAUUAAAA